This is a messenger RNA of Colletotrichum lupini, 5589 nucleotides long. RefSeq lists its product as uncharacterized. The transcript is spliced from 32 exons. Gene Ontology annotation, biological process: regulation of transcription by RNA polymerase II. The coding region runs from base 1 to 5589 and encodes 1862 amino acids. Gene Ontology annotation, molecular function: RNA polymerase II cis-regulatory region sequence-specific DNA binding; DNA-binding transcription factor activity, RNA polymerase II-specific. Gene Ontology annotation, cellular component: PcG protein complex; transcription regulator complex. The record is from RefSeq and is a predicted model, not a curated record. Lineage: Eukaryota; Fungi; Ascomycota; Sordariomycetes; Glomerellales; Glomerellaceae.
AUGGUCUACGGUCUACGGUCUACGGUCUACCUUACCUUGACUAGGUCGACUGGGUACGUACCGCAUCUCACUUUCCAGCCCCUGGCCCCUGGAUCCGGCCCCGGUGAGUGGCAGAGACCAGAUGCAGAGAAGAGAGACACAGAAACAGAAACAGAAACAGAGACAGAGACAGAGACAGAGACAGAGGAAAGACAAGGAGCAGACAGGGGGAGAGCGAGCUCUGUAGGCUUGCAGGUACCUGUUGAACGUUUCCCACUGUCCUGUCUUGCCCUGUCUCCUCGCACGCCCACGCCACACCUGGGGGGCCUGGACCUGAACCCUGUGCCUGAGACAACGGCGUGGGACAAGACUCCAGACUCUCUCUUUCUCUCCACGCCUGUGUCUUGGUAUCUCCUCGCUUGGGAUUUUCUUUCUGCUCGCUCAAGAAACGACUUGUUGCGGCCGAGUGGGCGGGAUAGGGACGUUGGUACGGGUACGGAUACAUACUGGCAGUUUUUUCACCUCGAUCCAUUUGAUAGCGGCCUCAGCAAGGUUGGCAGUUGUGGGGAUAAGUCUCUGACGUGGUUGAACGGCCACAGCAAGUCGGGCUUCAUCGCCAGAUUGUUUUUGAAAAAGGCUCUCUCCGCAUACUACCUUGAGUUGGGCACCACUUACACCGUCGCUUCGCUUCGCUUGCUUCAUUACACUCCAUUCGCGUCCUCGAUCAAACGUUCGACUGGCAGCCCGGUUAGCAGCUUCUCUCUCUCUCCAUCUCUCCGUCUCUACUUCACCCAUGCGACGGCCGCCCCGUCCCAUCCAUCACCGUUGCCUCUGCUACUGCCACAGAAAGGAAACAACCGCAACGUUGGUGCUCACUUUCUUUGUUGUAAAAGAAAAUGCCGCCCCGCCGGCUGCCCGCGCAACGGUAAUCGAAGCCGCAACCGCUACGUCGGCCGCGGGAAGGCGAAAAGCCUCUUGUUGAAUCGUGAUAUUAUGAUUGACUCUGCGAAUACGGGGCACAUCGUCUUCUCAUUGUGGUUUUCUCGCGUCUUCUUGGGAGCAUGCAGUCUGCCAUCACGCACAUUUACGCCCGCUAAGAAAAACCUCAACCCACCCUCCAUCACCGGCAGUCCAGUCAUACCUUGCGUCAAUCGUCUGUCCUUCGCAAAUCGCUUGACCGCUGUCGACAUCUGGGCCCAAUUCACACACACACACCUUCUUUUGAUUCUCCAACACGUUCAACAACCUUGUUCAUCAUCUUGGACCCGGACUUGGCUGGAGCUUUUCGAGAUCUCCUCACUCUCACUCUCUCUCGGCCCCCCUCCGCGUUAUCCCACCUUUUUGGGACCUCUUGCUGGCAGUUUCUUCGAAGCUUUCUCCCCAGCGACUGUGCUUCCUCGCCGAGAGGACAGACCCCCGACUUUAGCAGACCAGCGCCAGCGACGCAGCAGCAGCAGCAGAGAGACGUCGUGGAAAAAGAAACGCUCCUCACAUCUCAUCUUCAACACCGCUCGUCCUCACCUCACAGACGCGCUCCCCAACCGUCACCUCAGCCCUGCUCAUUCUCCAUCCAAACCAGCACCGCUUUCCCAGGAGCGUCUCAUCAUUACUCUGCCACCUCGACUCGUCACAUCGGGGCCUUGUUUCUUCUUGAAUGCUUUUCGAGCUGUGUACAUCUUGAGGGUCCAUUGGCCUACGGAUAUCACUCCCACUCAUCACCCGUUUUCCCGCCUCUUUGCCCUCAGCGAACAGCAGCAGCAACAGCAACAGCAAAAUCAUUCCCCUGAACUCAAAUUUCCCAUCCGCCCAAUACAAGCCCGCCAGCAAACGCCUAUUCCUUUCAAAUUCUACUACUCCUUCUAUCCCGUUCUCCGGACAAACGACUACCUACUCCCCCGUUCUAAGGAUCGCCACGCCCGCAGGGCCCAAAACCAGGCCGGCCCUACCUUGCCUGCCAGCGCUCGAGCGUCUCCCACACCAAGACCCGCUGGCGAGGACGACGCCAGUUACGGUACAUGCCAAAAGUCACUCGACCUACCUUACCCUUACCCUCCUCCUCCUGGUACUCCUCCUCUCUCCUCCUCCCUCACUCCCACUACCCUACCCUACCCUACCGGUACCCCUGCCUUGCCUCUCCUCUCUGUUACCCGAGCGUACCUCACUCCACGCCUCCACAGCUCUCCUAUCCCCCUGCUCAGAAUCCAUACCUCGUUACAGGGGCCCCUGGAAGAGCAACCUGCCCGCUCCAGCAGAGCAGAGAAGCACCACUUCUUUUUGAAUCAACGCCUCCACGAUAAUCUUGGACUGGCCUGCCUGCGAUCGUCUCCCUUCUGCCCCUUCCAAAGUACGCUGUUGCGUUUGGACUCGUCUUGUGCCGGGCAUAUCCCACUCGUCCUUGUCGUUCCUGAGGAUAAACUACAUUCAAACCAACAAGACCGUAUCGUCACCGUCGUCGUCCUUCAUAAGUCGACUAAACAACAAAUAACAAAAACACCAAAUCUGUCGUUCACUCGCCAGUUCUCCACCACGACACACACUACUCGACUCUCACCACAGACACCAAGGUUUCUCCAUUCCCGGCUCACCGUCGUCGACACUUGCAACAUCCUGGCAUCUCCCAAAGUAGCCUCACCACACACCACGAGAAUAGAGAGAGAAGAGCCUCAGACUGGAUCCUCUUCACCUUCGGAGACCAUCAAGAGCUCUGUGCACACUUCUGCGCGAGUCGUUGAAGAGAAGCCAGACGAGAAAAUAGAAGCAAGGAAGCUGCCGGUAGAAGACUCGAAUCCGCUUGGUCUCCCGUACCUGAGCGCUCAGAGGUUCGACGAUCGCAUUGUUCCUGGUGGUCACCAUUAUGCUUCUAGUCUCGGAAACUUAACACACGCCGGCCCUCGACACUUGGACUUCGAAACAAAAUACACGGCAAGCCAGCCCGAACUUGGUUCACCCUUCUUAUCUCAUCCGCCGCCCGAAGAAGGGAUUGUCCUGCAAGCAACAUCAGCACUUCCCACCAGUUUGCGCUCGACCACUCGCAACAGAUCCUCCAGUCAGGUGGCUAAUUUUCAUCGAAGACGGAGAAUUUUAGUGCCUGUGCACCAGGACCCUCCCACCUUCUGCUCAGGCCUCUUCCUCUUCCUCCUCAUCUUCUUCUCUCUUAAACACCGUCCGUCCAUCCUCCUCUUCCCUUGUUCAACGUUCCUGAACGCACCGUCGUCUUCAACGCUUCGAACACUGCUCAUCUUCGGCAACCUUGCGCUGGACGCCGCACCCGUUCUUGUCUCAAGUCGUCGACCUCCUACUUCUCGGCACACAUUCACCACCCUUGCCUUCUUCAACGUUCCGAACCAGGAUAACAUAUCACACACAUCAACCCACGCUACCCUUGCUUCUUCUACUCCGGACACCAUAUCAGCCCAGUCCCUUCAUCACCCGAUAAUUCAAGACACCUUUAUCCCUCGCCGCGGAAAAAUGGAACUCAUGGAGCUUGUCGAGAACGAGCCCACUGCUCGCCCCUUCCAGUGCGACUGGCAGUCGUGCAACAAGAGCUUCAACAGGAAGUCCGAUUUGCAGAGACACUACCGCAUUCACACCAACGAGCGUCCCUACUCCUGCACAACGCCCGGCUGUGGCAAGAGCUUCAUUCAACGGAGUGCUCUGACUGUCCACAUCCGUACUCACACGGGAGAGAAGCCUCACCAAUGCCAGCACAUUGGUUGCGGCAAGCGAUUUUCUGAUUCUUCGAGUUUGGCCAGACAUCGCCGUAUUCACACUGGCAAACGCCCUUACAAGUGCGCCCACGAUGGCUGCCUGAAGAGCUUCUGCCGCAAGACCACAAUGGUCAAGCACCAGAGGAGAUCUCACCAGCGCGGCCUCCACCACAACGAGCUCUUGGACGACUGCACAUCAGACUCCGACAGUGGCGAGUCUCAUUCGACCCCGAAGCACGCCGGCAUGCAGUGGCCUCCUCAAGGCGUCAUGGCCAUGAACCACCCCGGUAUGGGUCACGCAAUGCACCGAGCUGCCUCAUUUGCCGACUUCGGCCAGCACAUGAACGGUUACCCUAUGCCCCAGCAGCAGCAACAGCAACACUACGGCGCGCACCGCCACAGCCUUUCUUCCGGCGGAGCACACGAGGUCCACGGUAUGGUACACGACCAGCAACACCCUGGUGUACACAUGCUGCAGCGAACCGCCAGCAUGGGCCAGCACUCGUACUACGUGACGGAGCAGGGCAACCCGGGUGUAGCUACCAUGAACACGGCCAUGCCCCAACAAUACGGACAGGUGCCCCGGCAACAACAGCCGCAGGUUGAUGUGUCGUACUCUCAACCUGGUAUGAACCAAUCCAUCCAAAGCAGCCCGAGCAGCUUCUCGGCAGCAUCGGGUAGGAGCCCAUCCAUUCAGGAAGGGUUUUAUACUCACCAGCCAACCCAAGCAGCCACAUAUGCCCUGCAUCAUGCCUCCCCCGUCCUCGAGCAACAGCAAGCCGGCAUGGUCGCGUACCCGCACCAGCAGAUGCAACAGCAGAUCCAUACCCCCCAACCGAUCCCGACUCAGGCACCGCAGCCUCCGCCUCAGCAAGUCAGCCAGUACGCCUCACCGGCACCCCAGGCCCAACCCGAAGAGUACUGGAACGGCGUUCCGUACCAGGCACCGGUCGAGGUUGCAACAAUUGGCCAGCUGCCGACCUACGGCUCCGGCGUGUACGACCCUUGGGGCGGCCCCAAGAUCGAGUUCGAGGAUCCCUCAAUGCAGCUCCCGUCCGCACGGAUCGAGAACAUGCAUCUGUGCCUUCCGAAACCAAAUCAUCAUUUCCAUCGGUGCCUCGUCUCGGCGCCGCUUGCUAAGGAGAUACCACGCGGGCUCCACAGAACCGAGCUGUCGAUUGUUGAAAAGAAGAGGAUGAGCCUUUUGGACGCCUCUAGGCCCAGUGCCCCGCCACGCCUGUCAUCCCUCCCUUGGGGCAGUCUCAACGGGCCAAAAGGGAUCCAGACGAAGAGAAACACAAGGAACAGAAAAUGUCAGAUCAAUCCCCCAAAAGCAUACAUCAAGGACGAUCGCUGGAUCUGUCGCUUCUCCCGCCUCGAUUUACUCCGUGGCUCUUCGCCUUCGGGCACCAUUUUCUUUGUCAAGCACAUACUAUUACCCCGUCGACUUGGAAUAUUUGCAUCUGUUUUCAUCCGGGAUAUAUCAUUGGUGGUCUUCCUGUCGCUUCGAGUUUAUAAUUUCGUCUUUAGUCGGUCGGGUACUCCUGGGGUUUUUGGAGCUUGGUACGGCGGUUUCCGGAGCCGGUCGGGCGGAUGGGGGAAAGCCACUGGCAUGUUGGGAAUCAUUGGACGAUAUCCGAAUCUUGACGGCCCUUUUACGACCUUGGUGGAGAGGGUGAAAUCGCAUGGGGAUGGGAGGAGCAGGACAAUAAUGAGGAUGGAAGGAGGCUCGGUCGGGUUUGGCAGCUUUGGAAUUUCUCCGUUGCUUUUUCUCAAGGCCUCACGGCGCGACCCGGAAAACAAAAACAUUCCCUGUAACAACAACAGCACGAAGCCGACGAAUUCUCCUGUCUGGUGGUGGGCGGCGCAUUCCCUAGAACAGAUUCCUCAGGGGAAGGGUUGA